UAUUUUGGCAGAGCAGUAGAACUUGCGCCGCAACAACCUCGUUGGCGAUUACUCGUUGCAACUUGUCUAAGAAGGAAAGGAGAAUUCCACAAAGCCCUCGAAGAGUAUCAAGCUAUCCACCGCAAGUUUCCAGAAAAUAUUGAGUGUUUGAAGUUUUUGGUUCGGUUAUGCAGCGAUCUGGGAAUGAAGGAAGCCCAAAUAUAUGCUUCAGAGUUGAAAAGAGCGGAGAGGUCAAAGGAGUUGAAAGAGAGGCAAGGUUCUGCAAGACCCGGAACUACUGGAAGCGGUUCAAGAAGGAGUAACAGUGGUAAUUCAUCGCGUGGAGGAUCUGGAAUGAGCAUGCAGUCAGACCAUCGUUUGAGUCCGAUCACUAUCCGGAGGGAGCUUCGUUGUUCUCUCAGUGGUGGACCAUCUCGAUUCAAUCGUCCAAGUAUCCUGGACGAUUACGAAAACAACACGCCAGAGUCCCCGGGCGAUAUGAAUUAUAACGAUCCCAUUGGCCCAUUGCCAGCAAGGCCUAUGACGGCAGCGGGGAAGAGAGACGAUGAUUUCGGUGACGAGGAACUUGGUGAUGACCUUUUGCCCGUGUGAACCCACCUUCAUAUCAGCUCAACCAGCGAUACUGGAUCAACACUGUUGUAUAAUUCAUUUCGUAUCUUCUGCUUGGACUUUCCAACAUAAUUUUCUAAUGUCACUGGAUUAUUAAGUAUGCAGUUAAUGGAGGAACAAUUGUUUCAAAAUAUGUUGUAACGUUGAACUGAUCGUCGAUUUAAUUUCGGUAUUUUUCUGUCAA
Diachasma alloeum is the source of this 793-nucleotide messenger RNA. RefSeq names its product intraflagellar transport protein 88 homolog. The transcript is spliced from 3 exons. NCBI's taxonomy places the organism in Eukaryota, Metazoa, Arthropoda, Insecta, Hymenoptera, Braconidae. Bases 184 to 591 code for a protein of 135 amino acids. The record is from RefSeq and is a predicted model, not a curated record.